AUGGAAGAGAUGAAAUUAAUAAAUGGUGCGCGCUUAAAGGAACGUUCACUGGCUAUGGCAUCAGCAUGUUUAACAGAAAAUUCGAACAAUGAUAUGGCUGAUUGCAAAAGAAGUUAUCAUGGUAAUGCUUUCAGAAAAAAUCAGGAUCGUUUACGAAACGAAUUAGUAGCAAAUGCUAGGCGCAAUACGAUAUUACUCGUUAGUAUGGUUGUAUUAUUUGCCGUAUCAUGGCUUCCUCAUAAUAUUGUUUCAUUAUUAAUGGAAUUUGACGAAAGUUUAUUUGAACGUAGCGAUGGUGUCAACAGUAUUUAUCUCAUCAAUUUAUUUACCCAUUGGGUAGCGAUGGCAAAUAAUGUUUGGAAUCCAAUUUUGUAUGCACUUCUAAAUCCAUUAUUCAUUGAAUUAAUGGCAAAGACAUUGUAUAGGUUGCGAACGAUAAUAUGUUGUUGUUUUUAUCGUGAGGCCAAUACCAUACGAGAAGAAUCGCUUGAAGUUGAAUGA
This is a messenger RNA of Acanthocheilonema viteae, 501 nucleotides long. The record is from the annotation of a GenBank genome assembly. Lineage: Eukaryota; Metazoa; Nematoda; Chromadorea; Rhabditida; Onchocercidae.